GCGCGCGCGCAGAGCGUUCGCAUCGGCAGCGGCAGCAGCAGCGGCAGCAGCAGCCGCCUCAGCGCCGCACAAACGCAACAAAAAUUACCGCCGCCUCCUCUUUUUUUUGCAACAAAUUUCGUCAAAAAAUAAAUAUCGGUUUACCUCAGAUUUUUUUUUUGUUUACACGUCGUCGUUUAACGUCCACCCCGGAAAUAUUUUGCGUAUUUUUUUCUUGUCGUCGCUGUGUAUUAUUGUUUUGGUGGCGUCGAGCGGCGCCUGUGGCCACCACCACCACGACGCUCGAGCCCGGACAAAGCCGUGAGAGGCGCGUUGGGACGAAGUCUUGAACCGAGCAACCUCUGCGAUGAUGGCUGCAGCCUCGCGAGUGCUCGCUCUCGCUGCCCGAGGCCUCCCAUCCAUCUUCAUCUGCGUCUGCCUCGCCGCGAUAAUAACACGCAGAGUGCAGGGUCAGACGUUGAAAACCCCAUCCGAGACCAACAUCACCCUUUACACCAACAUCCUGGAUGUUCUACUCAAGGGUUACGACUACCGCCUGCGGCCGGGCCUGGCCGAAUCCAUCACGGAGGUACAGACUGACAUCUUCGUGACCAGCUUCGGCCCCGUGUCCGACACAGAAAUGGAAUACACCAUUGACAUGUUCUUCAGGCAGAGCUGGAAGGACGAGCGGCUGAAGUAUGAGGGUGCCAUGCAGACGCUGCCGCUCAACAACAUGAUGGCCAGCAAGAUCUGGACUCCGGACACCUUCUUCCACAACGGCAAGAAGUCGGUGGCUCACAACAUGACCACUCCCAACAAGCUCCUCCGCAUCGCAAUGGACGGGACCCUGCUCUACACCAUGAGGUUAACGGUGAAAGCGGAGUGUCCCAUGAUCCUCGAAGACUUCCCGAUGGACACCCACGCCUGCCCGCUGAAGUUUGGCAGCUACGCCUACACCAACAAGGAGGUGAUCUACAGGUGGAAAAACGGCACCAACUACUCGGUGGAAGUUGCUGAGGACGGCUCGCGCACCAACCAGUACCAGCUGAUGCACUACACGGCCAGCACCUCCAACAUCAAGUCCAGCACGGGGGAGUACGUCGUGUUGGUGACGGAAUUCCACCUGAAGCGGAAGAUCGGAUACUUUGUGAUCCAGACGUACCUGCCCUGCAUCAUGACGGUCAUCCUGUCGCAGGUCUCCUUCUGGCUCAACAGAGAGUCCGUCCCAGCUCGGACCGUGUUUGGCGUCACCACGGUGCUCACCAUGACGACGCUCAGCAUCAGCGCCCGCAACUCACUGCCCAAGGUGGCCUACGCCACCGCCAUGGACUGGUUCAUCGCCGUGUGCAACGCCUUUGUCUUCUCGGCGCUCAUCGAGUUCGCCACCGUCAACUACUUCACCAAGCGGGCCUGGGCCUGGGACGGCAAGGCCGUGGUCAACAAGGAGAAGAAAUCGAAGCGCGCCGUCGCCCGCAAGAAGAGGAACACCUACAGCGUCGGCGCCUCGGGCUACGCGGCGGCCCGGUCGGCACGGCCAGGCGCGGCGGGCGACGGCCUCUCCACCGUCUCGCGGAGCAUCGGCGUCACGGGGCCGGGCCGCCAGCCUUCCGGCGGCGGCGCGACGGCGGCGGCGGCGGCGGCGUCCUCCUCCUCGGCCGGCGGCCCGGCAGGAGGCGGGGCCCGCGGUCAGGCGGGCCGGUCGGGCGACAAGCCGGCGCCGGCCGCCGCCGAAAACAAGAAGACGUACAACAGCGUGAGCCGCGUGGACAAGCUGUCGCGCAUCGUCUUCCCCGUGCUCUUCGGAAUCUUCAACCUCGUCUACUGGGCCACCUACCUCAAGAAGACGCCCAGGAACAAGGGCGCCGUCCACCUGAACUGACGGAGGAGGUCUGCGCGCGGGCCGUGUGACACGUGCGUGGAGGCGGGUGGGGUGGGAGGGGCUUCGGGAGGUGGUCUCGCGCGCAGCUGCGGCGGCGUCGCGGCAGAGGUCGCCGCGAAGGAGAGGGUCGCCAGACGUGAAAAGGAAAGUUAAAUUGGCGAGCGGCCGGGUUUCACGUCGUGACGGAUCCGAUGUGAAACCGCCGCCCCUCCUUGGUUUGCUGUGUCGUGGGUGGCUUGCGGCGACGUUGCCAAGUUUUUGGCAAAAAAAA
Molecule: messenger RNA, 2129 nt
Organism: Petromyzon marinus (sea lamprey)
Lineage: Eukaryota; Metazoa; Chordata; Hyperoartia; Petromyzontiformes; Petromyzontidae
Product: gamma-aminobutyric acid receptor subunit alpha-2-like
Biological process (GO): monoatomic ion transmembrane transport
Cellular component (GO): membrane
Molecular function (GO): GABA-A receptor activity; extracellular ligand-gated monoatomic ion channel activity
Source: RefSeq, a predicted model, not a curated record